CGGGAUUACGAAGAUGUUCUUCAGUGUAUCAUUCCUGUGAUCGAAGGAUUACUACCCUCACCUGCUAGCGAAAUCGUCAUGACACUGCUGUACCGUCUCGCCGAAUGGCAUGCGCUUGCGAAGCUGCGCGUCCACACCGAAGACUCGCUGUCCCGCCUCGAUGCGGUCACAGUCCAAUUUGCAGUGUGA
Messenger RNA from Fomitopsis serialis, 189 nucleotides. RefSeq lists its product as uncharacterized. The record is from RefSeq and is a predicted model, not a curated record. Lineage: Eukaryota; Fungi; Basidiomycota; Agaricomycetes; Polyporales; Fomitopsidaceae. The transcript has 2 exons. The annotation marks the transcript as partial.